Molecule: messenger RNA, 795 nt
Organism: Argentina anserina (silverweed cinquefoil)
Lineage: Eukaryota; Viridiplantae; Streptophyta; Magnoliopsida; Rosales; Rosaceae
Exons: 3
Coding region: 71-583 (170 amino acids)
Biological process (GO): intracellular iron ion homeostasis; iron-sulfur cluster assembly
Cellular component (GO): cytoplasm; mitochondrial matrix
Molecular function (GO): ferrous iron binding; 2 iron, 2 sulfur cluster binding
Source: RefSeq, a predicted model, not a curated record
UCGAAUCCCACCUGAAACCAAGUAAGAAGAAGAAGAAGGAGAAGAGAAACCCCCAAAAAACCCUACGAAAAUGUUGAGGCUGGUGACGAAGAGGCUCCUCCAGGGCUCCCGCGAGGCCCAGCUGCCGGCGGUGAUGGCUGCGCCGCGUCGUUUCUACCACGAGAGGGUGGUGGACCACUACGACAACCCCCGCAACGUCGGCUCCUUCGACAAGAACGACCCCUCCGUCGGCACCGGACUCGUCGGCGCUCCCGCCUGCGGUGACGUCAUGAAGCUCCAGAUCAAGGUCGACGAGCAGGGCAAGAUUACCGACGCCGUCUUCAAGACAUUCGGCUGUGGCUCAGCCAUCGCCUCCUCCUCCGUCGCUACCGAAUGGGUGAAGGGUAAGCAAAUGGAGGAAGUGCUGACCAUUAAAAACACGGAAAUCGCAAAGCAUCUCUCUCUUCCUCCAGUCAAGCUACACUGCAGCAUGCUUGCUGAGGAUGCCAUCAAGGCUGCCGUGAAAGAUUACCAAACAAAGCAGACUAAAACAACAAAUGGCAGCUCAGAGGCCUCACCUGUGGGGAAGGCUGCUAGUGCCUAAAUACUAUGUUGAAUGAUGAUGAAAAAAAACCUGAUGUCCAGUUACUGAUUAGCUUGGUAGUUGGUUGCUGCAAUAAUGGUUUAUUGGAUUAGAUUGGCAUCAAGUUGUAUGUUCUGAGUACCAAAAAGAUACGUUCUUUUCCUUUUGUGUUGAACAGACCACUUUACAGUCGUAAUGCAAAUUAAAUAUGAAGGCGGCUUCGGUUUUUCUUU